AUGGCUGCUGUAGCGGAUGUUCCAGAUUCACCGGGACACGAAACUUACUUUGCUAAACCUGAACAUAUAUUCCCACAUCUAGAAGAGGGAAAAAUUCCUACCGAGCAGUUUUUGAAUGCCUGCCAAGGGAUCGCCAGUUUUGUCGGCAAGUUUUUUUUUGGUAUCUUGAAUUGACUUACCAAGUUAUUCAGAGUUUCUGGGAAAAGCGUUCAUCCUGGUUAAAAACGACAUUCAAGGAAAUGUCGUCAAAGUCCGCAACCGUUACGAGAGCAACAAAGAAGGUUUUCUUGCGGUCAUUAUGCUGAAGAAUGUUUCUCGUAUAAAACUAAAAUAAAAAUUUAUCAUAUCUAAAUGAGUGGAUUUAUCAAGUUUUUGUUUGUAUGCCAAUUAUAAGUAGCAAGUAUAAUAAACGGUUCAAAGUGAAGAUUUCAGGGCAAGUGUAUCUCCAGGAUCUUAUCGAUAUGGAUCUCGCCGAACAUGGUGGCCGUUUUGGAAUAGCAACAGAGGGGCUUCUUUGGUUAAAAAGGUGCGUGUACUAAAUACUUUGAAACUAAUCUGAAGUAUUCGUAGGGCUGCCGCGUCUUGUUGAAGGACUUUGUCUUUCUUGGUUUGAAUUAAUUUCGAACGAGUUUUGAUGUUCGUUAUUAAAAAUAAUUUUACAACGUUGAAUUCUAUGGAUCUGUAAAGACUAUUUGACAAAAUAAGAGAGUUGACAAAGGAAAAACUUUUUUUUUUUAAAUUUUUGCCACUUUUCGAGCCUUUUUGUCUCGCAAUUUUCAAAGAGUGUGUAAAAGGGGAAGUGAGUGAUCGAAAUUAUGUUAUUUAGAAAACUUAUAUGAAAAAUUUUGCGAUUUCGCCACCGUUUUCAUGACGUCUCCAUUGGCAAAAAAAAAAACGAACAUGUCCUUUUGCGAGGCAACUUCUGAACGCGAAAGAGCAAAAAUUGCUAUCUGAACAGUAGUUUGGACAGUAUUAUUACCAGCAGAAAAUGUUCAAUUACCAUUCGGUUUUUAAAAUGUUCUCCAUGCUGGAGCCGUUUUUUAUUCCUUGAAUUUUUUCAUUUUUAAAUUUUUUAGGGGCUUGCAGUUCAUGCUGGAGAUGUUAACUCGUAUGGUGACGGAAUAUCGGACAAAUCCCAACCACUCGAAAACAGAAAACUUAUCGUCAGUCGUGGAUCAAGCCUAUCAAAAGUCUCUCAAACGUCAUCAUGGGUUUGUCGCCAAACAAGCUUUUAAGGUAUGUGACUUAAUUUAAUAAUUUUUAGUUUUCAUUUUUUUUUCAAUCCCUCACCUUCAAACUUUAGAACAAUGUCAUUAAAGUAGAUAGAAGGUUUGUUUGGUAAUGAAAGAUUCUUGGAAUUUCUCUAGCGAAUUUAAUUUUCAGAUGUUGUCACAUGCUGUCCCAUACCGCCACACAAUAUUGAAAGCCGUCGCUCUAGGUCAAGACGACCUCGACGAAAUUUGUAUUCGUCACAUCGAGUCGCACCUUGACAACUUUCGUAAGAAUGUCGACGUUCUUGUUCAAUACUAUGUUGAAAAAAAACUUGACACACCAGAGCCAUGA
This is a messenger RNA of Caenorhabditis auriculariae, 1563 nucleotides long. The record is from the annotation of a GenBank genome assembly. NCBI's taxonomy places the organism in Eukaryota, Metazoa, Nematoda, Chromadorea, Rhabditida, Rhabditidae.